GUUCGCCACACACCACAACAUUUUCUUCUAAUCUUUGCUUGAUCAUUCAACUUUCUUUGUUCUAUUCCAAAAGCUGAUCAUGGGCAUUGUGACUAACGACACUGAGAUUGCAAGCGCAAUCCCUGCUGCCAAGUUGUUCAAGAUCUUUUUCCUGGAUUCCUCCAACAAUUUCCCCAAGUUUCUGCCUCAGGUCUUUAAGAGUAUUGAGAUUCUUGAAGGUGAUGGAGGCCCUGGAAGCAUUACCAAGACUACUUUUGCUGAAGGAACCGAGUUGAAGUACAUCAAGCACAAGGUUGAUGCGGUAGAUAAAGACAACUUGAUUUACAACUACACUGCUGUUGAAGGUGAUCCAUGGUUGGAAGGACUAGACAAAAUUUCUUAUGAGACAAAGAUAGUGGCUUCUCCUGAUGGGGGAUCUAUCAGCAAGUGCACCACCAAGUACUUCCCCAAGGGUGACAGUCAGCUCAAUGAAGACAAAAUCAAGGAAGGCCAACAGAAAGCCCUGGAACUCUUCAAGGCUGUUGAAGCCAUUAUCUUGGCAAAUCCUGAUGCCUAUUAACUAAGUUCUCAAGGUGCUAAUUAAGACAGUUCCUCUUGUUUCCUGCCAUUUGGUACAACUAAAUAACUGGCCAUCAAAGUUUGUUUGU
Manihot esculenta (cassava) is the source of this 647-nucleotide messenger RNA. RefSeq names its product major allergen Pru ar 1. Gene Ontology annotation, biological process: abscisic acid-activated signaling pathway; defense response. Lineage: Eukaryota; Viridiplantae; Streptophyta; Magnoliopsida; Malpighiales; Euphorbiaceae. The coding region runs from base 80 to 559 and encodes 159 amino acids. The record is from RefSeq and is a predicted model, not a curated record. Gene Ontology annotation, molecular function: abscisic acid binding; protein phosphatase inhibitor activity; signaling receptor activity. Gene Ontology annotation, cellular component: cytoplasm; nucleus. The transcript has 2 exons.